AUGGCGGAGAUCAGCCCCCAGGAGCUGCGCUUCCGCUUCCAAAUCAACAAGCAGCUGCCAGCAUCUAUCUCCAUACACAAUCCCACGGGCGAUCGGCUGGCCUUCAAGGUCAAGACCACCACCCCCAAAAAAUAUGUCGUCCGUCCCAGCGCGGGCGUGGUGGAACCGAGGACCAGCGCCAACGUGCAGGUUAUCAUGCAGGCCCAGAAGGAGUACCCAGCGGACAUGGCCCACUGCAAGGACAAAUUCCUGGUGCAGACGGAGGUGCUGCCCGCGGGAGAGGAGAUUGGCCCCGACACAUUCAAGAAGAGCGAGGGCACGAAGCUGCGGGUCAUAAUCGAGGGGCCGCCGGCGCCGCCAUCCCCGGUGCCCGAGGUCAACGAGACCGAGGAUGAGAAGUCGGAAAAGCUGGAGAGCAUCCUGCCGCCCGUCGCGGCGGCGGCGCCGGCGGCGCCCGUCGCGGCGGCGCCCGUGGCGGCGGCGGCGGCGCCGACGGUGGUGCGCAGCCGGGUGGCAGCCGCGGCGCCGGCGGUGGAGGAGCCCGGGAACCUGACUGUGGAGAACCGGGCGCUGCGGAGGCAGCUUGAGCAGAUUCGCGACGAGCGGGACCAGCUCAAGCGGCGGCUGGACACGCUGUCGCGCGGUGGCGGCACUGCCACCAAGGCAUCAUCCCCCCUGCCGCUGCUGGCGACCAUUCUGGCGGCAAUCCUGGCGUUCCUGGUGGGCCACUACCUCAAAGACCUCCAGAAGAUCGCCGGGCUGGCGUGA
Messenger RNA from Monoraphidium neglectum, 768 nucleotides. RefSeq lists its product as hypothetical. Gene Ontology annotation, biological process: endoplasmic reticulum membrane organization. Bases 1 to 768 code for a protein of 255 amino acids. NCBI's taxonomy places the organism in Eukaryota, Viridiplantae, Chlorophyta, Chlorophyceae, Sphaeropleales, Selenastraceae. The transcript is spliced from 12 exons. Gene Ontology annotation, cellular component: endoplasmic reticulum membrane; plasma membrane. The record is from RefSeq and is a predicted model, not a curated record.